Messenger RNA from Hyaloscypha bicolor E, 630 nucleotides. RefSeq lists its product as uncharacterized. The annotation marks the transcript as partial. The transcript is spliced from 2 exons. The record is from RefSeq and is a predicted model, not a curated record. Lineage: Eukaryota; Fungi; Ascomycota; Leotiomycetes; Helotiales; Hyaloscyphaceae.
CGCCUUAGAAAGGGAGAUGUUUGCGUAGGAUGCAUUGUCUGGCUACCCCCGAGGAAAAGUCAUGACGAUCCUGUCUUGUGCAACAGACCUGACUGUUGUGGUCGCGUCGCUCUCGAACCCGAAGGGUAUGACCAUCCUGUGGUGGUGCUAAAAAUCUGGCAGAGUAUCAAUUCGAAUAUUCUUGGGGAUUUAGUCUGCACUAUAGCUUGCGCAACAACUUUCACGAACACCUCUCUGGAUGUUUACAGAGCGCAACGGCUUCGAAAACCACAUUACCGAGCAUCUCUGCCCAUCUUGGACGCCACUUCCAAGUCCACCAAGGAUGACCCUGGAACUGUGCAAAACCUUGUUCUCGAAAAAGGCAAUAUGAGAAAGCAAUCCUACGUUCGGCUUGACCAUACAUAUGAAGUUCCUUUAUCGAUGCUCACUCAAUAUUCUGGUGGUAGGGCAUAUAUAACCAGACUCUCAGAAGCAAGCUACAUUACUCUGAUUGAAAAGUUGGGACUCGAGCCAGAAAUAUUCGAGAUAACGGCGACUUUGUCGAAGACGACAAAGCAACGGCUUUCAGCCUUGACAAACGCAGCCAGACGCUCUCAAAAUGCGACUCGUCUUCCGUGUACGGCAGAAAUC